AUGGCGGACCGAUACUCCUUCUCCCUCACCACUUUCUCCCCCAGCGGAAAGCUGGUACAAAUCGAGUAUGCCUUGAACGCCGUCAACCAGGGUGUUACCUCACUAGGAAUCAAGGAGCUCGCAGCCACCAACGGCAUUGUCCUCGCUACCGAGAAGAAAUCGUCAUCGCCGCUCAUCGACUCGCAAUCGUCAUCAAAGAUCAGUCUCAUAACACCCAACAUCGGUAUGGUCUACUCGGGCAUGGGCCCUGACUACCGCGUUCUCGUCGACAAGGCCCGCAAGGUCUCACAUACCGGCUACAAGCGCGUCUACAACGAAUACCCACCUACAAGGAUAUUAGUACAGGAUGUGGCGCGAGUGAUGCAGGAGGCUACACAGUCUGGUGGUGUCAGGCCGUACGGUGUCAGUCUGCUGAUUGCUGGAUGGGAUGAUGGUAUCGAGCCUGAGGCCGAAGGCAAGAGCGAAGAGCAGACGAGCGAAGAGAAGAAGAAGGUCAGCGGAAAGACUGGUGGAAUCCUCAAGGGCGGACCCAGUCUGUACCAGGUCGACCCCAGCGGGAGUUAUUUCCCUUGGAAGGCGACAGCCAUAGGAAAGAGCGCGACAAGCGCCAAGACCUUCUUGGAGAAGCGCUACACCGACGGUCUCGAGCUCGAAGACGCCAUCCAUAUCGCCCUGCUCACCCUCAAGGAGACCAUAGAAGGAGAGAUGAACGGCGAGACCGUUGAGAUUGGCAUUGUCGGACCGCCAGAGGAGAGGCUGCUUGGUACCGAGGGUGUCGAGGGAGCCGUCGGGCCGCGAUUCAGGAAGUUGAGCCCGUCCGAAGUUGAGGACUACCUCACCAACUUGUAG
Messenger RNA from Alternaria conjuncta, 849 nucleotides. It is a transcript of the gene PCA2, whose product is annotated as putative proteasome subunit alpha type-2. Gene Ontology annotation, cellular component: proteasome core complex, alpha-subunit complex; proteasome core complex. Gene Ontology annotation, biological process: ubiquitin-dependent protein catabolic process. The record is from RefSeq and is a predicted model, not a curated record. The transcript is spliced from 4 exons. Lineage: Eukaryota; Fungi; Ascomycota; Dothideomycetes; Pleosporales; Pleosporaceae. The coding region runs from base 1 to 849 and encodes 282 amino acids.